This is a messenger RNA of Capsicum annuum, 1053 nucleotides long. Its product is annotated as receptor-like protein EIX2. Lineage: Eukaryota; Viridiplantae; Streptophyta; Magnoliopsida; Solanales; Solanaceae. The transcript has a single exon. The coding region runs from base 1 to 1053 and encodes 350 amino acids. The record is from RefSeq and is a predicted model, not a curated record. Gene Ontology annotation, molecular function: protein binding.
AUGACAAAAAUUCAAGUGUUAGAUCUUGCUGGAAAUGCUUUUACAGGAUCUCUACCAAAUUCAAUAACAAAAGCGAAGCAGCUAUUGAGAUUGGACCUUUCAGACAAUCAUUUGUCUGGAAACAUUCCUGAUUGGUGGUAUGAUUUGCAACAACUUCAAGUCAUAGAUUUGUAUGGGAAUGAUCUUUCAGGUAGUAUUCCUCCUUCAAUAUGUUCACCACCCUCACUUUUUUGGUUGAGACUCAGUCGCAAUAACCUUUCCGGAGAACUUCCUAGAUCGUUUAGGAAUUGCAAUGGCUUGCUUGCACUUGAUAUUGGAGACAACAAUAUCAACGGCACCAUACCCGAGUGGUUUGGAGAAAGUCUCUUAUCUUUGCAAAUGGUUAGAAUGACUGGUAAUAUGAUUGAUGGAAACGCUCCAACACAACUCUGCCAACUUUCUAACCUCCAUAUCCUCGAUCUUUCACAUAACAACUUGACAGGUUCUAUUCCUUCCUGCUUAGGAAGCUUGAGAGGUCUAAAGUCCGUGAAAUUUUACAAGUGGAAUCCCAAUUACUACUAUUUCAGUUAUGUUUUUACAUCCAAGAUGGAGUUGGUUGAGAAAGGAACAAAGAAGAAAUACACCUUUACCUUGGAUCAAGUGAACCUUAUUGAUCUUUCCAGCAACAAUCUUCAUGGUGAAAUCCCAAAAGAAAUUACGAAUCUCUCAGCAUUGGGCACUCUGAAUUUAUCUUGGAACCAAUUAUCAGGAAGAAUUCCAGAGGACAUAGGGAGCAUGCAGAAAUUGGAGACACUGGACCUUUCAUCUAACCAUCUGUCAGGUUCUAUCCCAUUGAGCAUGACAUCCAUCACUUCAUUGAGCUAUCUUAACUUGUCACAUAACAACCUUCAUGGCCCAAUCCCAUCAACAAACCAAUUUGGAACCUUUACUGAUCCUUCAUGUUUCAGAGGUAAUCCUGGACUUUGUGGGAAACCAUUGAUGACAGAUUGCUCUCCAGCCAAGAGAAAAGAAACGGAGAGGAAACUGAAGAUGAUGAUGAUGAGCAUGAAAUAA